AUCGCUGGCCAAGAUGUCAACAGCUCAAGCAACGAAGAACUGUAUCACGCUCAAAGGCUCAGCCCAAAUAAUUGUCGAAUACUUAAAAUACGGCAUCAAUUCGAUAUUAUUCCAACGUGGUAUUUACCCAGCCGAGAACUUUGAUAGCACGCAACAAUAUGGUUUGACUAUACUAAUGUCCAAGGAUCCGAAGAUCACAACAUUUUUACAGAAUGUUCUGAAGCAAACUGAAGAAUGGCUUUCGAAGAACAUGAUUAACAAAAUUUCAAUGGUCAUUACGAAUGCGCAUACUAAGGAAGUUCUUGAAUGUUGGGACUUUAAGAUGCAAGCGGAAGUUGGAGAUGGCGAUAGCGAUGGCAAGGAUCCCAGCAAGCAGACUUCAUCAAAACAGCUGAGCCGCAUACAAAACGAGAUUAGAGAUGUGAUGCGGCAGAUAUCAGCAACUGUUAGCUAUCUACCUUUGCUCGAUUGCAUUUGCACCUUCGAUGUGAUGAUCCAUACCCUACAGAACACUGAGAUACCUGCACAGUGGGACGAGACUGGCGCUGUAUUUAUACAGAACGCACAGGCGGUGCAGUUGCGUUCGUUCUCCACGGGCUUGCACAAGGUUGACACGGUGGUCAAUUAUAAAAUGAGCUCCUAGUGAUAUGAUAAAUUUGUAAUAUUUAUUUUGUUUCUAUUUACAUAAGUUAAAUCACAUAUUUGCGAAUUAUAUCAAAAGCCAAUUAUGAAA
Drosophila mojavensis is the source of this 733-nucleotide messenger RNA. It is a transcript of the gene mad2, whose product is annotated as mitotic spindle assembly checkpoint protein MAD2A. Gene Ontology annotation, biological process: mitotic spindle assembly checkpoint signaling. NCBI's taxonomy places the organism in Eukaryota, Metazoa, Arthropoda, Insecta, Diptera, Drosophilidae. Gene Ontology annotation, cellular component: cytoplasm; nucleoplasm; kinetochore. The transcript has 3 exons. The coding region runs from base 14 to 643 and encodes 209 amino acids. The record is from RefSeq and is a predicted model, not a curated record.